This is a messenger RNA of Gossypium raimondii (Peruvian cotton), 1363 nucleotides long. Its product is annotated as peroxidase 46. The transcript is spliced from 4 exons. Gene Ontology annotation, molecular function: peroxidase activity; heme binding. Gene Ontology annotation, biological process: response to oxidative stress; hydrogen peroxide catabolic process. The record is from RefSeq and is a predicted model, not a curated record. Lineage: Eukaryota; Viridiplantae; Streptophyta; Magnoliopsida; Malvales; Malvaceae. Bases 143 to 1141 code for a protein of 332 amino acids.
UAACUAGAGGAAAUUCAUGGGGGCAUGGCGACCUUUGGCCAUUUGAACGCCUCUUACUUUAAUUGGAUCAUUCUCGGUAUAAAUAUUAUAAAACUGACGGCCACUACUAGUUUUCCACUUAUGCUUGACAAUCAGGGCUUCCAUGGAGUCCAAAAUUUCCAUCUUUCUCCCAACAUCUAAUCUCUGCAAUCUUCUCGUUCUUGUUUUCUUCUGUUUUGCUGCUUGUCCUUCACUUGGUCGCCUCUCUUUCAACUUCUAUGCAACAUCAUGUCCCGCUGCAGAGUUGAUGGUGAGCAACACUGUAAGGGCAGCUUCCUCCAAUGAUCCAACCAUCCCCGGGAAACUACUUCGCCUGUUGUUCCAUGACUGUUUCGUGGAGGGUUGUGAUGCAUCAGUACUAUUACAAGGAAAUGGGACAGAGCGAAGUGAUCCAGCUAAUACCUCUCUCGGAGGAUUUUCAGUUAUCGAUUCAGCCAAAAGGGUGCUCGAAAUCUUCUGCCCUGGAACCGUUUCUUGUGCUGAUAUUAUUGCUUUGGCUGCAAGAGAUGCAGUUGCAAUUGCGGGCGGACCUGCAUUUCAAAUUCCAUCAGGGAGAAAAGAUGGGAGGAUAUCCAACUCUGCUAAUGUCAGGCCCAAUAUAGUAGAUACUAGCUUUACCAUGGAUGAAAUGAUAAAGCUCUUCAAUUCUAAAGGCUUGUCUCUAGAUGAUCUUGUUACAUUAUCAGGUGCUCAUACAAUAGGCCUAGCUCAUUGUAGUGCUUUCAGUGAUCGGUUCCAACAGGACUCCAAGGGAAAGCUCAGGCUGGUUGACACAUCCCUAGACAUUACCUACGCAAAAGAGCUCAUCAGAAAGUGUCCAGCAGGUGGAAGUAGCACAUCCAACACCGUCAGCAACGAUCCCGAGACAUCCUUUGCAUUCGACAAUCAGUAUUAUGGGAACCUAUUAGCCCACAAAGGGUUGUUUCAGUCAGAUUCUAUUCUACUAGAGGAUGGAAGAACAAGGAAACAAGUAGAGGAGUUUGCAAAUAACGAAGAAAGGUUUUUCCGGAGUUGGGGAGAGUCAUUCUUGAAGCUCACUACCAUUGAAGUGAAGACAGAUAAUGAAGGGGAAAUCCGACAGUCUUGCUCCUUUACUAAUUAAUGGCUUCUUUGUCUUACAGUUCAAACUCAAAUAAUGGCUCUUAAUAUGUUAAUAAAUGCCUGUAAUAAUAUCUGUAUUCAUGUGUUAGUGUUCAUGUAGCGUCACCUUAACUUAGUUAUUUUCAUCAUGUUGUUAGUGUUCAUGGUAUUUAAACUUGUAUAUUUUGAUCUCUAGGCCCAAGAGGCCAAAGUAAAGCCUAAAGCCCAUAACUAUUUGUUUUUU